CGAAUUCGGUACACAAAUUGAAUCCGUCACGAAUAGGAAAGAUUCGCGCGUCGAAUGAGCAUAUCUGAGCCUUCGAAGAGGUGACAAAGACACUGGUGCGCUCCGUUCGAGCCAUUGGAAGGAUAGUAGGAAAUUCGAGGCAAUAACAGAAGUUGCAAACAUGAAUAUCUUCAGACUGCUCGGUGAUCUUUCUCAUCUCCUUUCGGUGUUCAUCUUGCUGCAGAAGAUGAAAUCGACAAGUAGUUGCGCAGGAAUAUCCUUCAAGUCUCAAGCUCUUUACCUCAUAGUCUAUAUCACGCGAUACCUUGAUUUGUUCUGGACCUUCACGGAUUCGCUCUACAACACCGUAUUCAAAUUACUUUUCAUCGGCUCCUCCGGAUAUGUUAUUUUCCUUAUGCUGAAUGAUUAUAAACCAACCCAUGACCCCAAUGUUGAUACGUUCAACGUGCGCUACCUUUUUGGCGGAAGCGCAUUACUUGCUAUAUGCUUCCCCUAUAAAUACAAUAUGUCUGAGAUUCUCUGGGCCUUCUCAAUUUGGCUAGAAGCUGUGGCUAUCCUCCCUCAAUUAUUUAUGCUCCAGCGAACCGGGGAGGCAGAAACCAUUACCACGCAUUAUCUGUUUGCGUUGGGUUUCUACCGGGCUAUGUACAUUCCCAAUUGGAUUUGGCGCUAUUUUGCCCAGGGUUUCUGGGAUCCAAUUGCCCUUCUCGCUGGAAUUUGCCAAACGAUCCUCUAUUCAGACUUUUUCUGGAUCUAUUACACAAAGGUGCUCCAAGGCAAAAAAUUCAGUCUUCCCGUGUAGUUGGAUUCGAUCGCUGUGAGGAAGAAGUGGCGCGGGUCAGGCGAAGUAUCUUUUCGUUCUAUAAAAAUGCGCACAUACCGCUAGACCCAG
This is a messenger RNA of Xylona heveae TC161, 892 nucleotides long. Its product is annotated as ER lumen protein retaining receptor. Gene Ontology annotation, cellular component: membrane; endoplasmic reticulum; cis-Golgi network. Gene Ontology annotation, biological process: endoplasmic reticulum to Golgi vesicle-mediated transport; protein retention in ER lumen. Gene Ontology annotation, molecular function: ER lumen protein retrieval receptor activity. The transcript has 6 exons. The coding region runs from base 161 to 802 and encodes 213 amino acids. NCBI's taxonomy places the organism in Eukaryota, Fungi, Ascomycota, Xylonomycetes, Xylonales, Xylonaceae. The record is from RefSeq and is a predicted model, not a curated record.